Messenger RNA from Fusarium proliferatum ET1, 735 nucleotides. RefSeq lists its product as uncharacterized. The coding region runs from base 1 to 735 and encodes 244 amino acids. NCBI's taxonomy places the organism in Eukaryota, Fungi, Ascomycota, Sordariomycetes, Hypocreales, Nectriaceae. The transcript has 4 exons. The record is from RefSeq and is a predicted model, not a curated record.
AUGUUUUCUCAAUCUCUGCCCCGUGCUGCCAUUAUGGCUACUCUUUGUCUCGUCGGCCUCGCGUCUGCUGUGAGAGAGUCUGGCGAUGCCAAUGCUGCUAUCAUCUCAGAGUCGAGCUCGACCACUUCCGCAAGGGCGCGCGAUACCAAUGUCAUCCGGCCGGACGAAAAGGUGAUGGUGCCUUGCGCUGGCCACAUCACUCAGUGUGGUGUUGAAGACAAGGCCAAGAUUAUCUAUGUACCAAGAUCCACUAAAACCAUCACGAAUGAGAUUGUCUCAACCUCGGUCGUGACGCUUCCAACGUCAACCAGGGUUAUUGAGAAAGUUACAAUUGAAACCGUCACCAGCGCAACCAAGGGCCACUGUCGUGAGACCCACUAUCUUCCUGGUGAACCUGUUGAGGUCACGGUCGAUCUCCUAAUUGUCACUACCGAGGAAAUCCAACCCACCACAGACACUGUCAAGUGGAUUACCAGCAAGGUUACCGAGAGUGCCAUCGAGCAAUGUUUCCUUCAGAGUUAUACUAUCCUCGGACGGGGUCCGAGAAUUGAUGGGGAUACUACAUGGCCAGCUGAGGCCGCAUCUACCCGCUCAAACGACGGUAUCAGCCCGGCCGCAUCUACACCUGCAGCAUCGGAUGAAAGCCGCCCUGCCGAUGAUCCUGCCCAGAGGCCUUUGGACACCGAAGAUGAGCGACCCGUAAUUGUCGCGGCAGAUGGAGAUAUGUCGGAGUAA